CCUUGGACAACUAAUCAUACUGAUCCAUCUGAGUCAGCCAUAAGGUUUGGUGGUGUAUAUUUCAAAAUUAGACUCCACUGGAAACCCUAGUCAAAUUCAAACACUUAGCAAUAUAUUUGCACAAACAUAAGUAUAGUCAAAUCUCCACACUCGUAUAUAUAAUCCUUACAAAUCCUCUCUCUCUAUUCUUCUCUUUGCUUCCUUCAUAGACCUUAAACGUUUCUCUCCUCUGUUCUUCUUCUUCUUCCUCCUCGGUGCUACUUCCAUGGCAGUCUCGGACUCUGGUCCCGUGGUCCAGACGACCUCGCUCGUCACUUUCCUCCAGCGCGUGCAGCUCGAAGCACACAGGUCCUACCCUACGGAAGAAACCCCUGACCCCAAAUUCUACAUUGACCUAUCUCUCAAGCAUCCUCACCAUCUCUCCACCGUGGAGUCCGCCUUCAACGAUCUCACAAGCGGAUCAUUUGACCUGUCAGUCCCAGCGAAGAAGCUUGAAAAGUUCGUCGGUGAAUACUUAGACGAUGGGAAGGAUCUGGUGCCACAUGAGCCAGAGGAUUUCGUCUCACAUCCCCUCGACUUCUUCCUCAACGUGGAGAACAAUCAAGUCAUAGAAUGGGCACGUGAGGUGCACUGCCUUUGGAAAACCCUAUGCUACAGAGUCUCUGAUUCUGUGAGAGAGUCUCCUGAACGCCACACGCUUUUAGCGUUGCCGGAACCGGUUAUUAUUCCCGGUUCGAGAUUCAAAGAAGUUUACUACUGGGAUUCUUACUGGGUUCUCAAAGGACUUUUGACUGGUAAAAUGUUCACUACAGCCAAAGGGUUAGUGACAAAUCUGAUGUCACUUGUGGAGACUUAUGGUUACUCUUUGAACGGAGCUAGAGCUUAUUACACUAACCGAAGCCAACCACCUCUAUUGAGCUCAAUGGUCUACGAGAUCUAUAACGUAACCAAAGAUGAAGAACUACUGAGAAAAGCUAUCCCUGUGCUUCUCAAAGAGUACGAGUUUUGGAACUCAGGAAAACAUAAGGUGGUUAUUCGUGACGCUAGUGGUUGUGAUCACAUGUUAAGCCGCUAUUACGCCAUGUGGAACAUGCCUAGACCUGAAUCCUAUGUUUUCGAUCAAGAAUCUGCUUCAGGGGUUUCGAAUACGUUAGAGAAAGAACGGUUCUAUAGAGAGAUAGCCACGGCUGCUGAAACAGGAUGUGAUUUCAGCACAAGAUGGAUGAGGGAUCCUCCUAAUUUCACAACAAUGGCUACAACAUCAGUUGUUCCUGUUGAUCUAAACGUUAUUAUUCUCAAGAUGGAACUCGAUAUAGCGUUCAUGAUGGACAUUUGUGGGGAUAAAGAAGGUUCAGAGCGUUUCGUGAAAGCGUCAAAAGCGAGAGAGAAAGCGUUUGGAACUGUGUUUUGGAACGAAAAGGCAGGACAGUGGUUAGACUACUGGCUUUCCUCCAAUGGUGAUGAACCUGAGACAUGGAAACCUGAGAACCAGAACACCAAUGUUUUUGCAUCUAACUUUACUCCAAUCUGGAUUAGUUCCUUCAAUUCAGAUGAAAAUCUUGUCAAGAAAGUUGUGAAGGCUCUUGGAAACUCAGGGCUCAUUGCUCCUGCUGGGAUCUUAACCUCUUUGACAAACUCAGGACAGCAGUGGGAUUAUCCAAAUGGAUGGGCCCCGCAACAAGAGAUGAUUGUUACAGGGCUCGCGAGAUCGGGUGUAAAGGAAGCUAAAGAGAUAGCAGAGGAGAUUGCAAGGAGAUGGAUCAGAAGCAGCUAUAGUGUUUACAAGACAAGUGGGAGUAUUCAUGAGAAGCUCAAUGUUGCGGAGUUUGGUGAGUAUGGUGGUGGAGGAGAAUAUAAGCCACAGACGGGUUUUGGAUGGUCAAACGGAGUUAUAUUAGCAUUCUUGGAGGAAUUUGGAUGGCCAUCAGACCUCAGCAUUGAACCAUAGAUUUACUACCUUUUAAUAAGCUUUAAAUAAAAAGAAAUUUAUUCUUAUUUUAUCAAGAAAACUUUAUAAUAGUGGUUAAUUUGAUCGUAGUUUCUAUAUUGUGGAUCUUUUGGAGUUUCUGUACGAAUGUUUAUGAUCAAUAUUAUCGCCAAAAUGAGGUUUAAUAGAUCUUA
Messenger RNA from Raphanus sativus (radish), 2121 nucleotides. Its product is annotated as trehalase. The transcript has 11 exons. Gene Ontology annotation, molecular function: alpha,alpha-trehalase activity. The record is from RefSeq and is a predicted model, not a curated record. Gene Ontology annotation, biological process: trehalose catabolic process. The coding region runs from base 266 to 1948 and encodes 560 amino acids. NCBI's taxonomy places the organism in Eukaryota, Viridiplantae, Streptophyta, Magnoliopsida, Brassicales, Brassicaceae.